Messenger RNA from Momordica charantia (bitter melon), 2381 nucleotides. RefSeq names its product ABC-2 type transporter family protein (gene ABCG5). Gene Ontology annotation, biological process: transmembrane transport. Gene Ontology annotation, molecular function: ATP hydrolysis activity; ABC-type transporter activity; ATP binding. Gene Ontology annotation, cellular component: membrane. The record is from RefSeq and is a predicted model, not a curated record. Lineage: Eukaryota; Viridiplantae; Streptophyta; Magnoliopsida; Cucurbitales; Cucurbitaceae.
AUAUAUAUAAGACAAAGGGAGAUAGAGAGAAAGACAGAGAGACAGACAUUAUUAAAUUUGUGAAACACAACACUGAAGUUGAGAAGGCAAGACAGCACAGUGCAGAGCUUCAGCUGGUUGAGAAUCAACACCCAAACCAGAGGAGCAAAAACGAAUAAAAAAACUUAAAGAAAUGAAGAAGCCAGAGCAAGAGCAAGARCAAGAGCAAGAGCAGGAUGAUGAAGAAGAACAAGGAUGCGAAAUCGAAGCCAUUGGAAUCAGCUACAAGAUCCCAACUCAAAACCCCACACCGCCAUUGAAGACCUUCUUCACCAGAGCUUCACAUUCCCACCACAAGCACCACCGCCACGUCCUCCGCGACGUCAAUUGCCGGGCCAAAUCCGGCCAAAUCCUGGCCAUCGUCGGCCCCAGCGGCGCCGGAAAGUCCUCCCUCCUCGAGAUCCUCGCCGGCAAAAUCACCCCCGACGGCGGCUCCAUCCUCGUSAACCGCCGCCCCCUCCGCCCCUCCCACUUCACCAAAACCWCCGCCUACGUCCCCCACCACCACUCCCUCUUCCCUCUCCUCACCGUCGCCGAAACCCUCACCUUCACCGCCCGCCUCCGCCUCCGCCUCCCUCCGCCGUCCCUCGCCGCCAAGGUCUCCUCCCUCAUCCACGACCUCGGCCUCUCCCACGUCGCCCACUCCCCCCUCGGCGACCACCGCCUCCGCGGCAUCUCCGGCGGAGAGCGCCGCCGCGUCUCCAUCGGCGUCGAGGUCAUCCACGACCCCAAACUCCUCCUCCUCGACGAACCCACCUCCGGCCUCGACAGUACCUCCGCUUUCCAGAUCAUCGAAAUGCUCAAAACCACCAUGGCCACAACCAAAACCAUCAUCCUCAGCAUCCACCAGCCAGGCUUCAGAAUCAUCAACCUCUUUGAUUCCAUUCUCCUCCUCUCCAAUGGCUCUGUUCUCCAUCACGGCUCUGUCGAUCACCUCGGCCUGAACCUCAGCCUCAUGGGUCUCGACCCUCCCCUUCACGUCGACCUCGUCGAAUUCGCCAUCGAAUCAAUCGACGCCAUCCAACAGUCCCAAAAUCUGCACCCGAUUCACCCCCAUUCAAUCCCCCAAUCGGAACCCAAAUCCUCCUCCAAAUUCACCCUCCAGCAGCUCUUCCAGCAAUCCAAGGUCAUCGACGAAGAGACCAUCAAAAUCGGACUCCAAUCCGUCCACCCCCCCGGUUUCGCAAACUCCCGAUUGCAAGAAACCGCGAUUCUGAUGCACAGAUUCUCCAAGAACAUACUCAGAACCAAGGAGCUAUUCGCGUGCAGAACAGUUCAAAUGCUGGUCUCCGGGCUGGUUCUGGGGUCGAUUUUCUACGAUCUGAAAUUCGAUUUGGAGGGUGCCGAAGAACGCGUGGGGCUAUUCGCUUUCAUUUUGACGUUUCUGCUAACGACCUCCAUUGAAGCCCUCCCGAUUUUCUUACAAGAGAGGGAGAUUUUAAUGAAGGAAACRUCCUCCGGAAGCUACAGAGUCUCCUCAUACGCCAUAGCCAACGGAUUGGUGUACCUUCCAUUUCUACUAAUUCUGGCAAUUUUAUUCUCCGUCCCAUUGUACUGGCUGGUGGGGUUGAACAGAAAUCCAUUGGCGUUCCUCCAUUUCUUGCUGCUGAUUUGGCUGAUUCUGUACACGGCGAACUCGGUGGUGGUGUGUUUCAGCGCGCUGGUGCCGAAUUUCAUAGUGGGGAACUCGGUGAUUUCUGGGGUGAUGGGGUCGUUCUUCCUGUUCUCGGGGUACUUCAUAGCGAACCAGGGGAUCCCCAAGUACUGGAUCUUCAUGCACUACAUUUCGGUGUUCAAAUACCCGUUUGAGGGGUUUCUGAUAAACGAAUUCUCGAGAUCCGGGAAGUGCCUGGAGAUGAUGUUUGGGGAAUGCGCUGUGAGAGGAGAGGACGUGCUCAAGGAAGAAGGGUACGGCGAAGAGAGCCGGUGGAGAAACGUGAUGGUAAUGGUGGGUUUCGUUUUGAUUUACAGAUUCGUUUCUUAUGUUAUUCUUCGAAUUCGCUGCUCGCAGAAGAAGGGUGGUUUCGUUUGAAGCUGAUGAUUAUGGCGAUGGCGAUGGCAAUGGCGAUGKCGAUUUCUCUCUCUUCACGGAUUGUUCAGAAACAGAGUGCAGAAGAAACGAAAAGAGGGAAGAAGGAGGUAGUUUUUUUWWUWUUUUUUUAUUUUUUAAAUAACUUAUUAACUGUGUAGUGAAGAUUAUACUGACUGACUGACACGUGGUUGGUUGUUUGUGGCUUCUGUUUUCUUCCCCCAACAAGAUAUGUAAAUUAAACCUUUUUUUCUUUUUAUUUUUAUUUUUUUGUUAUGAUUCUUAGUAAUUUCGAAAGUUUUGAUUUAAUCUA